CAGACAAGUAGACAAAUACCAAUGGAGGAGAUAGAAAGUUUUCAGUGAUAUUGAAAGAAUCAGAUGCCGUGGAGAGAUGAUAAAAUAUCUUGCAGACGUUUGUUGAUUUAUGAGAUCAUGAGCAUUUAACACCUGAUCUCAUUAUUAAGGGCUAUGCAGUACUUUCCACCUUGCCAGUGGCUAGUCACACAAAUAAGUGGAAGGGUGGGUGCCCUGAGAACAGAGACAAAUUAACAAUUUUGCCAGCAGGGGAGAGGUUGUUCAUGCUGACAUCCUAGAGGUUGGAAUGUAUUUGGAACAAUGGGUUGCUGCUGAAAAGCUUUGACAGUUUAAGGAGAAAUGUGACAAAAGGAACCUGCCAACUUACAUAUCCAGCUUACAAACCAGAUCAACAGUUCUUUACAUUCUCAUGCUUUCUAAAAAUCAAAGCCAACACUUUCCGUAAAAGGGCAAGCAGUGUCCUUUUUCCUUUGUUUUUUAAAUAUAUAAUUUUUACUCAUUUUUUCCAGCGCAUACUCUUUCUCAGUCUAGGUGUUUUCCCGCCACCUCUUCUCCCCCUCCUCAUUCUCAGGUCCCCAAUUCUCCACUCAGGCCGGGACUGCCCCGGGGCCCGCACCUGCCAGGAAAACUCUCCAGCCCCGGCCCCGCCAGGGGGCUGGGAGUGACGUAGUCGGGAGCGUAGCGCCCGCGCGGCCUGCUGACGUCACUGCCGCAGCGGUCCAGAGCAAAGCCCAAGAAUGGGAAUUUGAGGAGGGAAAACAAGGUAGUGAGUCCGAGGUCAGGGCUGAGCGAUGCGACUGAGUUGGGUGCUUUGGAUGUCUGGGGUCGCAAGGCUAGAGUCGCACUGUCGCACAGGCUGAACCCACCCCACACCCUCAGCGCUCUAGAACACCAGAGUUUAGUGAUAAGAAUGUCCCCACUCGGCGGGGCCUCGUGCGCACGCGCCUUGGGUGGGCAGCAGAUUGGGGAGACAGCUGGAGUGGGUGCGGAUUGAGGUUAGUAGGGAAGGAGGGCGGUGUGUGGCACGAGGGAAGGUGACACAGCUCCAAAGCGCAGAACAGGAGGAGGACGGUUCGCAACCUCUGCCGCUAACCCGUCUCCACUGGCGCUGCGGCAGCACGGGGCGCGGGGCUUGCGCCGCGGCGUCGUGACGUCACGGAGGUGGCGGCCGUGGUUGGCGCAGGGUCCGCGGCUGCAAAGUGUGAAUUACGCUCGGCUCGCGCCACUGGAGGAGUGAAGCCAGGCUCGAGGGGAGGGGAGGGGCAGAACGGCGGCGGCGACCCGAGCUGGUGCUGCUCCCGGUCCUGGCGCACCCUGGAUCUUGACGCUGGCUCCAGCUCUCUUUUUUUGCAACACUCCUGCUCUGCUCCUCCCUGCACUAGAGCCCUGGGGCGGUGGGGUUACCUUUCCGACUUUGCCGGUGCUGCCGCUGCUGGCAUCCAGGAGCCGGGCGUACGCGGGUCCUGUUAGCUGUAUCCGCGGCUGCCUAAGCGCCUUCCCGCCGGCGGCCCGGGUGCAGUGCUUGGGUGGCGGAGGCGUGAGCGCGGCUUCCUGGCCCGGGGUCGGCACCCUCCAGCCCUGCCCCCGCCUCGGCCCGGUGCCCCGCAGCCGCGGCCCCUUCCCAGCACAGGGGCCAGCGGCCGGGGCAGGGCGGGCGUAUUCAAUGGAAGUAUGUUACCAACUGCCGGUGCUGCCCCUGGACAGGCCGGUCCCUCAGCACGUCCUCAGCCGCCGAGGAGCCAUCAGCUUCAGCUCCAGCUCCGCGCUCUUCGGCUGCCCCAAUCCUCGGCAGCUAUCACAGAGACGUGGAGCCAUUUCCUAUGACAGUUCUGAUCAGACUGCAUUGUAUAUUCGUAUGCUAGGAGAUGUACGCGUAAGGAGUCGAGCAGGAUUUGAAUCGGAAAGAAGAGGUUCUCAUCCAUAUAUUGAUUUUCGUAUUUUUCACACUCCAUCAGAAGUUGAAGUCUCUGUGUCUGCAAGGAACAUCAGAAGGUUGCUUAGUUUCCAGCGGUAUCUUAGAUCAUCACGCUUUUUCCGUGGUACUACUGUUUCAAAUUCUCUAAACAUUUUAGAUGAUGAUUAUAAUGGACAAGCCAAGUGUAUGCUGGGAAAAGUUGGAAAUUGGAAUUUUGAUAUCUUUCUAUUUGAUAGACUAACAAAUGGAAAUAGCCUAGUAAGUUUAACCUUUCAUUUAUUUAAUCUUCAUGGAUUAAUUGAGUACUUCCAUUUAGAUAUGAUGAAACUUCGUAGAUUUUUAGUGAUGAUUCAAGAAGACUACCACAGUCAGAACCCGUACCACAAUGCCGUGCACGCUGCAGACGUCACUCAGGCCAUGCACUGUUACCUAAGAGAACCUAAGCUUGCCAACUCUGUGACUCCUUGGGAUGUCUUGCUGAGCUUAAUUGCAGCUGCAACUCACGAUCUGGAUCAUCCAGGUGUUAAUCAACCUUUCCUUAUUAAAACUAACCAUUACUUGGCAACUUUAUACAAGAAUACCUCAGUACUGGAAAAUCACCACUGGAGAUCUGCAGUGGGAUUAUUGAGAGAAUCUGGUUUAUUCUCACAUAUGUCAUUAGAAAGCAGGAAACAAAUGGAGACUCAGAUAGGUGCUUUGAUACUUGCCACAGAUAUCAGUCGCCAAAACGAGUAUCUGUCAUUGUUCAGGUCCCAUUUGGAUAGAGGCGACUUAUGCCUGGAAGAUGCCAGACAUAGGCAUUUGGUUUUGCAGAUGGCUUUGAAAUGUGCUGAUAUUUGUAACCCCUGUCGGACCUGGGAAUUAAGCAAGCAGUGGAGUGAAAAAGUAACAGAGGAAUUCUUCCAUCAAGGAGAUAUAGAGAAGAAGUAUCAGCUGGGUGUGAGUCCGUUUUGUGAUCGUCAGACUGAGUCUAUUGCCAACAUCCAGAUUGGUUUUAUGACUUACCUAGUGGAGCCUUUGUUCACGGAAUGGGCCAGGUUUUCCGAUACCAGGCUGUCCCAGACAAUGCUCGGACAUGUGGGGCUGAAUAAAGCCAGUUGGAAGGGACUGCAGAGAGAACAGUCCAGCAGUGAGGACACAGAAGCUACAUUUGAGGAGUUGAACUCACAGUUAUUACCUCAGGAAAACCGGUUAUCAUAACUGCAGAGUCAGUGCGGCAGCCUGCCUCUGGGAGGCUCUCGGAAAUGUGAAAUGGGGGCUUGAGGUGAGGGAACUUACUCUUGACCGCCAAGGUUUCCGAGUGAAUGACGCCAGCAUUAUUUAUGUCCAGGAUUUCCUCUGUUGGAUCAUUUGAACCCACUUUUUAAUUAUAAGACCUGAGCAUACAGCAAUAUGGAUUUGGCUCUCACGUGAAACCUUGCGUCUGCAAAGCCCAGCAGGAGCGAAUCUGGAAGGAAUAACAAAAGAAGUUGUGUGGAGUGCCACGUGCUUCUCGAAGCAUUUAUUCUUCGAACCAUGAAACUUGAACUGAAUCUUUCAGCAGAAAUCUCUUGGAAUUGAACCAGUCCGAUGCAACAUUGUAUAUUUGCACCUUCCACUAAGUUCUUGCUGAGAGAUUGGGAAUGUGAAGUGCCCAGCCUCUGCUGCCUCGAUGUUUACAUCGAGGCAAGACUCGAUGUUUACAAACCAACUCUGAGAUACUGCUUCUGAAUUUGCCUUGGAGCACAAUAGUGAAGGAACCACUAAGAGUUUUAUAGAUCAAACUUCAAACUGCAGCUCCUUCCCCCUGGUUUGCUUUUUUUCUUCUUUGGAUGCCACCAAAGCCUCCCCUUUGCUAUAGUUUGAUUUUGUGCACUGGAAGCUGUGCAUUAUCCUAGAGUACCGCCAAGCUUUCCCUCCAGUGCUGUUCGGCAGUGCGGUUUUUUUAACUCUUAGUUUUUAAUUUGGGGUGGGAGGGGAAGAACACCAAUGUCCUAGCUGUAUUAUGAUUCUGCAGUGAAGACAUUGCAUGUUGUUUUCACUACUGUACACUUGACCUGCACAUGCAAGAAAAGGUGGAAUGUUUAAAACACCGUAAUCAGCUCAGGGUAUUUGCCAAUCUGAAAUAAAGUGGGAUGGGGAAGUGUGUCCUUCAGAGCAAGGGUACUAAAGUCCCUUUCGCUGCAGUGUGUGAGAGGUAUGUUGUGUGUGAGUGGCCGGAUGUGUGUUUGUGUGCAUGUUUGUGCAUGUGUGACUGUGCAUGUGUUCUAUUUAUCCAUGUGGGAAAGGAUUGGAUAUGUAAGCUUUUAUUUAUUACUUUGGAAUGUGACAUAAUGAGCAGCCACACUCGGGGGAGGGAAGGUGGGUAAGCUGUAACAGAUGCUCCAGUUGCCUUAAACUAUGCACAAAGCUAAGUGACCAAACUUCUUGUUUUGAUUUGAAAAAAGUACAUUGUUUCCUUGUCUCCCUCCCUCCCCGUCCCCUGCCUUUUGAUGAAACAACACCCUUUGAUGGGCCUUUUGAUGUGAACAGAUGUUUUGUAGGACAAAAUCUAAGGACUAAUUUUAAACUUAAAACAUUCCACUUUUGUAAUUUGUUUUAAAUUGUUUUAUGUAUAGUAAGCACAACUGUAAUCUAGUUUUAAGAGAAACCAGUGCUUUCCUUUUAGUUCAGUUGUAUUUCCCUUGUUACUGUAAAAGACUGUUUAUUAAUUAUGUUUACAGUUUGUUGCAACAGCCAUUUUCUUGGGAGAAAGCUUGAGUGUAAAGCCAUUUGUAAAAGGCUUUGCCAUACUCAUUUUAAUAUGUGCCUGUUGCUGUUAACUUUUGAUAAAUAAAAACUUAUCUUUUCACA
Messenger RNA from Phyllostomus hastatus (greater spear-nosed bat), 4747 nucleotides. RefSeq names its product phosphodiesterase 7A (gene PDE7A). Gene Ontology annotation, molecular function: 3',5'-cyclic-AMP phosphodiesterase activity. The transcript is spliced from 13 exons. The record is from RefSeq and is a predicted model, not a curated record. The coding region runs from base 1664 to 3115 and encodes 483 amino acids. NCBI's taxonomy places the organism in Eukaryota, Metazoa, Chordata, Mammalia, Chiroptera, Phyllostomidae.